AUGGCAGGAGGUAUAGAGCCAACACCGGUGGCGCAAGGCACAAGUCAACCUGACUCUGCUGUUACUCAUGAUACCGAUGCCCACCCGGACGAUGCAGCCACCAGUACUGACGUGCAGAAUCUCCCAUCGAGACCUCAAGCCAAGGGGUUCAAGACCAACGGCGAUCAUAACGAAACUCCAGCUGGCCAGCAACACACUCAAGAGAAUGGCUCAGUUCAAGACGAUGAAGAGGAGCAGGACGAUCUCCAGAGUCAGGAUCACGGAGUGGCGUCCAACGUCCCGCCCCUGGAGGAGAAGAAGAAGAAAAGAAAGAAGAAGAAGAAGCCAGCCAGUAAACGUGGAUUGGACAAGCCCACCGGGUUCGAAGACUUCUUCGCAGAUGCCCCGAUGACACCGGAAGAGCACGCUGAAGAGCAAGAACUCUACGACGCACAGAUACAUUUUGUCGACCGCGUCCUGACAGCCAUAGCUCGCUUCGAGAGAACUCGCAAACUGACCCCCGAGCGGCGUGACGUUCUAUACAAGUACCUCGCGUACGGUGGCCUGACCGUGGGACCCAACGUCGGCCAAGGGAGCGUCAACACGGACGGGCUCUCCAAGGUAGAGGUUGCACAGGCUCUCUCGCAAGUCUUCGCCACUGAGGACAAGCGCGACCUCGGCACGGAAACGAGUCUCUACGAGGUCGACUUCCUGGGCUGCAUCAAGAGCUUCCUCAGCCGCCGGACCAAGAACGUGUGGGGCCUCGAGACCAGAGCCCAAGUCGACCUCAUCUGCACCACCAUCGAGCGAUUCCUCGACUACCUGCUCCAGCACGACGUCUGCCCGGAGUACAACGACGACAUCCUCGCGUCCCGGUCGUUUUGCCGCGUCGCCGCAGCCGAGCUGUGGGACACCGCCGAAGCCCUCCGCCGUCUCCCGGGAGAGUUCAACAUUGCGUGCUCGACGCUCUUCGACGGAAGCUACGGGCACAACUACGACGGCGAGACAUGGUGGGGCCAAGACGACGAGGGAGUCCCCGUCUUUGUGGGCAUGAAAUCCGAAGAAGCACAACAGAUUGUCAAGUUCGGCGUCGCGGGCGCGGCGACGGAAACCGUCUACCUCGGCUUUCUGGAUGGUGUGCAGAACCACGCGCCAUUGAUGCUCGAUGUCAUCGACGUCCAAGAACACGUGGGCUUCGAGAUCACGAGGAUCGAACCGCCCUCGAAAGAAUGCAAGCAAAUCUACACCUCGCAGUCGGCGCAGUUUCGCCCCGUCGGCCGCGUGACCGCGAAACCGUGGCGCAACCCCAUGGCCCUGGCCGAAGACCUUACAGACGCGGAGAGAGAGGCUGAGGCCUCGUCAACCUCCCGCCCGGCCCACCAGUCCGAGUACGUCUUCUUCGUCGAAUCGAUCCUUCAAUCCAUGUUGCGCGUCGGCACGAAGAUCGAGGCCACCGUCCGGACACUCGGAUGCGGAAUUAUGUUCUUCGACGAGGUGCUUAACGUGUACCCCUCGUUUGACGAAUUCAUUGCCAAUGAGAUGCUGAUCGGGUGGAAACCGCCCAAACCGAUGAAAGGAGCGAACGAUUAUGUGUCGGGAGAGGACAGUGACGAGGAUGAGGGCGAGGCUGAGGGUGCAGAAGAAGGCGUAAAUGAAGCCGGCAACGUCAAGAACAGGCAGCGUGCUGGUGGAACCGCGGAGGAGUCGAUCGACGAUGCUGGAGAGCAAAAGGACGGUGGUGGUGGAGAGGCCAAAGACGGCAUUGCGUCUAACGAUGGUGGUAGUGUAGACGCAUUCGUCUACAAAGAAGGGGCCAUUCCAUAUUGA
Molecule: messenger RNA, 1806 nt
Organism: Cladophialophora carrionii CBS 160.54
Lineage: Eukaryota; Fungi; Ascomycota; Eurotiomycetes; Chaetothyriales; Herpotrichiellaceae
Exons: 3
Coding region: 1-1806 (601 amino acids)
Biological process (GO): regulatory ncRNA-mediated gene silencing
Cellular component (GO): ARC complex
Source: RefSeq, a predicted model, not a curated record